UGUGGCACUUUACCGAACCCCACGCAUUCUAGACUGAGGCUGCUAGACCAUCGCCUCAUGCACUACUAAGUAGUUUGACUUUGACUGCUGUCGAGGACAUAAUAAUAUGGCAAAUAAGGAGUAAAUCUAGAAGGUGACGACCCCAUACGUUUGCAAAGCUUAAGGUUUUUAAGGCUAUCAUAGAAAGGAAAGGGAGACUUUAUAUAUAUACAUAGCUCAAACAACUGACUGGUCGUGCAUACACCUACGUACAUAACCCCCUUGAUAAGAUAAGAUACAAUUUUGUAAAAUUUCCCAUCCCACAAAAUUGGGUCUAUGUAUCUGGGAAGUUACACUGCAAUUUACUUAGUUAUAAUCACCGUGGCCAUGGCGAAUCCCGCAGCCGCUCUCACAUCGCUCCUGCGCGCCUCGACUAUCCAAGACCACGACGAGAUACUGAAAGCUGCCAACGCAGCUAUCAAGGCAUCUAAACAAGACAUAGAUGCCCAGCGCACCCGCGUCGUUUCCCUAUUGAAACUAGAUCGCUUCGACGACUCCCUCCGAGCCAUAGCCGAAGGCGGGCACAGCCUAGAGAAGGAAUGUCUCUUCGAGAAAUCCUAUGCACUUUACAAGUCCGGCCAGCUCGAAGACGCGGAAAAGACACUUGACGCAGCUUCGAGUACGUACAAAUCAUCUCGUGCAUUCCGCCAUCUUGCCGCUCAGAUCGCCUAUCGUGCCGAGAAGUUCUCAGAUGCCGCCAACACAUAUCGCCAUCUCUCCCAAGGACCAGGAGGUUUGCCCGGCGAAGAAAAUGAUCUGAAAAUCAACUUCCUAGCUACAAAUGCUCAGCUUGAGUGGAACGGCCUCGGUCAUAUAUUGGGAGAACAGGAAAGACAGCCAUCGCGUGAUCAUCUCGAAGCUUUCGAGACUGCCUAUAAUGCUGCUUGCACUUGCAUAGCAAGAGGCGACUUGACUCGUGCCUCCGUCUUCCUCAAACGUGCACAAGACCUUUGUGAAGCUAGCGAGGACUUGUCUGCCGACGAGAAGAAGGCUGAGCUUCUACCCAUCCUCGUCCAACAUGCCUACGUUCUCACGAGGUUAGGUAAAGAGGCAGAAGCAGUAGCUCUACAUAAAUCCAUAGUGCCAUCUGAAAUUCCAGAGGCACCGACAAAAGCUGUUGCGCAGAACAAUCAGGUUGCGAUCGGCGUCGUGGGAAGGAAUCCUUUCCUUACACAACGUCUCCUCCAGUCGACUACGGAACUAUCUGGUAGUGACAAGCUUUUUGUGUAUCAAACCACUGUUCUGAGACGUAAUAGAUACGCGUUAGACCUACAAACACAAAAGUUCGAUGGCAUUGAGUCUUCAACCUCGAAAAUAAUUACGGAGAGUCCGUCGCCUACAGCUUCUGUGGAAACCGCAUGCCUUGCUGUCAUCGGUGCUGCGGCUCAUACCCAUAUGCGGACUGGUGGAGAGGCGCUGAAAGAACUAUUACCCCUUCUUGAAAAACGCCCCACUGAUAUUGGGCUUCUAUUAACGAUUAUCCAGCUCCACGUGCAGAUGAAGAAUCCUGGACCGGCGCUGGGCCUUCUAGACGCCUUUUUGAAGCGGCUUGAAGCGUUUUCGACUCCCGAUUACGGCAACGUUCGAUUCGCCCCGGGACUUGUCGCCGCGGCCGUGGCGCUGUAUCGACUACAGGGACGGCAGAAUUCCGUUCGGGCCGAAUUAGCGAAGGCUUCCGCAUACUGGCGCCCCAAAUCAAAAGAAUCUGCCACAUCCCUCUUGCGCGAAGCGGGUGUAGAGCUUCUUAGGUCUUCUAACCACGAAGAUAUCGCCUCGGCUGGAGAAACAUUUGAAGCCUUAGUGGCUCGGUCCGAAAAGGAUCCAAUAGCGGCCGCAGGACUUGUGGCCUCGUUUGCGAAUGAUGAUUACGCCAAGAUCGAGUCAUACCUACAGAGUCUCACGCCCGUAGAAAGGCUUACCGCCGGGGUCAACGUCCAGGAACUUGUUAAUGCCGGGGUCGCUUCAGUUCCGACCUCCUUGCCUGUAAGUAAGAAGAGGCUGGCAGAGCGGGAACCAGAGAAGGUUACGAAGCGCCGUCGUAAGACUCGUCUGCCUAAGAACUAUGAAGAGGGUAAACAGCCCGACCCGGAACGAUGGCUCCCCCUUCGCGACCGCAGCACGUAUAGGCCAAAGGGAAAGAAGGGGAGGAAGCGGGCCCAAGAAAUUACCCAGGGCGGUGUUGUCAGGGAAGAAGAGACGUUGGAACUCGUGGGUGGUGCCGGUGCUGUUAAGGUAGAAAGGGCGCCAGGCGCACAGGGAGGUAAAAAGAAGAAGAAGGGCAAGAAAUAGGAACGAAAAAACAUUUUAAAAGGCAUCAAUUCGAGAGCUCUAUGGGGAUAUUAUGCCUAAUAGCCGAUGUAAGUUGGCUUGGGUCUUAGUAGAGUAAUUCAACGCACGUCAUCUGGGGCAUCGGAACGAUACAAAUAUCCAUGCCAAGGUGGUCUGGAUUAUCACGUCACGAUAGGACGUAUGAAUAUGACAAUGAAUCUAGACAUAAAUGAGUGCUGUUAAAAAUUCCCCACGUAUAUACAGCAUUACCACGACACGGUGCUUAGACUCC
Molecule: messenger RNA, 2599 nt
Organism: Annulohypoxylon truncatum
Lineage: Eukaryota; Fungi; Ascomycota; Sordariomycetes; Xylariales; Hypoxylaceae
Exons: 5
Coding region: 316-2328 (670 amino acids)
Biological process (GO): SRP-dependent cotranslational protein targeting to membrane
Cellular component (GO): signal recognition particle, endoplasmic reticulum targeting
Molecular function (GO): protein binding; ribosome binding; 7S RNA binding
Source: RefSeq, a predicted model, not a curated record